Ostrea edulis (European flat oyster) is the source of this 4708-nucleotide messenger RNA. RefSeq lists its product as uncharacterized. The transcript has 4 exons. The record is from RefSeq and is a predicted model, not a curated record. Lineage: Eukaryota; Metazoa; Mollusca; Bivalvia; Ostreida; Ostreidae. The coding region runs from base 373 to 2352 and encodes 659 amino acids.
GCUUCCUGUUUACAUAUUUCUGAACGAAACGUACUUCAAAAUGUUUCAGCUAAUAUUUUUACAUGGGAAUCGCAUGUUUUAGACAUUUCAUAAUAAAAAUACAACUAGUUUAUUGUAAACAAAAUAAAAUAUGCGUUUUUUGACCUUGUGUCCUUCUAAUCAGCAAUCGUCAUGACGGAGGUCGCUAGGUCAAGGCCAAACACGCUACACCCGCAUUCCAGAUCGUUGUUGGUGUUUGACGGAACAAAAGCAGAAUUUAAGAAGCAGAUAUUGUCCAUGCAUUGAUAACUUUGUACUAACUUUGUACAAGAUACAUCAGUGUAAGGAACUGAUUCCUGAACAGUGAUAUUUUAAUCAAAGAAAAAAGUUGAUAUGGAGCAAAAGAUAAGUCACUUGUUGAAGUCGGCUAUUAUCUCACUCUGUACCCAGCAUUACACAGAGAAGUUGGAGGUGGAUGGUAUAAUUUGCAUCUCUUCACAACAGACAAACCUCCAACAUGUCAUCAAGGUCCACCAGACCAUAGAUCCCAGCAAUUCUCAUUAUCAUGAAGGAGUCCCUCGAGAUUCCUCACCAGCACCUGCUCCCAAGUCAGGAGCUCCUUGGAUUGGACAACAGAAAAAGGGAGGAAUAUCUGCAGAAAAAAUAAAAUCCAGAAAACGAUCCAGAAAUGCGGAUGACAGUGAUCCAGACUUUAAUUGUAAUGUAACAAACAGUGUUGACAAUUUCCCCACAAUUGUGAAGCAACUUCAUAAACGAAAAUCCAGGACACAGAAGAUCAGUACUUAUACAGAAUAUGAUACAGAGGGGUCAGAUAGUCCAGGCUAUGGGUCUGAUGCACAGGAUGGACGGUAUGGGGUUAAUGACGGCAGUAUGAGAGAGGAGCCCAUGGGAUCUGCUUCUGUCUUGCUGAAGUUAUUGGCAAAGCCUCACAAAAGAUCAAUGAUGGCAAACCAGUCUAAUUCAAUGAAUCCAAGUAUUGAAAUGGUCAAUUUAGAGGGAAUACCAAAAGUUGGAAUGGAGUAUCAAAUAAAACUGAAUGAUGGCUCUGUAUCCAGCAAAGAACAUGUCUCUCAAGAUGAGGACGCAUCAACAACAUCUGAAAUCCCAGCAGUGAAAGAGGAGCCGAUUUGGGAUGGAGAAUAUGGGGGAAUGGACCAACAAAAUCAGAAUGGUAUUUCUGAUGAGAGCAAGAGAAUUGACAGUUCUGCUGGAACUAACUCUGAUGCAUCCUUAGAAAGAAACUCCAUUUUAAUGAAAAUUCUGGAAGGAAAAAGUUUGAGAGAAGCUUACAAGGCAGAACAACAUUCCUCACCUGGUCUGCCAGUUCAAAACUCAGAUGAAAAAUCCAAGUCCGCAGAGCAGGAUAACUCCUUAUUAUAUCGCUUGCCUUUUGUUUCAUUCCAAGAUCUUUUCCCACAGAAUUCUCAAGAUAUUUUACCCAAUGAAAACAACAGCACAGCAAAAGGUGGACUUAAAAAGCCCCUAACUCUGCAAACUCUUGAGUAUACAAAAACAACUUCUGCUCAAUCAUCUCAUGGUAAUUCCAACACACAGACCGAGAAAACAUCUCCUGAACAGAAAUAUUCAACACGUCUCUCAUCUGGAAAGAAAAAUCCCAUAAGUUAUCAGGAAAUGCUGGGAACUGUGAGUUACAGCUCAGACGAUGAAAAAGAUCAAGGAGAAAAAGAUGCUGAUGAAGAAAUGUACACACCACAGCAGUCUGAGUACCAGACAAUGAAUCAAGAAUCUGACAUAUCAGAAAAUACAACAGGGGCUAAGCGACGGAAAAUGGGACCAAGGUGUAAGGUCAAUGUUAAACAUGAAGAGUCCAAGGGUACCAAUGGAGGGGUCACUGAAAAGCCCAAACCUACAGUGGUUUGUAGUAAUGAUCGAUUUGAAUGCAGUAUUUGUGGGCGGAUAUUCAGUAGUCGAGCUUUACGUGACAUGCAUGAAGAUGCAGAGCGUGCUGAACACUUCUUUAAAUGUCCACUAUGUGAUGGGUUUUUUGGAAGUGAGGAGUCAAAACUAAUUCACAUGCAAGAUAGACAUGGGAUAGCAACAAAAGAAUUUGCAGAAGAGAGAGCUAUUAAGAAAGUUGCUGCAUCAAAAAAUAAAUCAUUAGCAAAGAGGAAGGAAGCACUGCAGAUGAAGAAGUCAAUUCUAAGUCAAGAUGAGAAUAGAGAGGAUUAUGCAGAUAGAGAUUCAAAGGAGAGCAGCCGUGACUCAUUCUCUAUAGAUAUUAAGCAGGAGAAAACCGAGGAAUACACAAUAGAGUGUGACAUGUGUGACAUGAAAUUCUUGGGACAAGACGAACUUAAAGCGCACACUCAAUCCUUUCAUGGAGCGGUUUGAUGAUUGUUCAUUGUCUUAUGACACAAUGUGCUAAAUUGUUAGUAUUUUGCUGUAUGAUUGAGUGACGUACUGAUGUCUAUACUAGUAGCUGGUUCCCAUGUUGUGAUAUUUUUUGAUAUGUAUCACACUUGCUGGGUUUUUUUUUAUUAUACAUGUGUGUUUUACAAGGUUAAAAGAUUUAUCGAUAUGAAUAAGUACAAGAUGGACAGUAUUGUGAUAUUUGGCUAUAGAGGAGACUUGGGUAUUGUGACAGUUUUAUGUUCUGUUCAUGAGUAGUUGCUCUUGACGUUUGCAAGAAAAAUGUGAAUGUGUUUGGUUUUUUUUUUUACUAGUGUGUGUGUGCAUGUGACCAGUGUUAUGUGACCAGUGUCAAUCUCAUACAGUGUCCAAAAAACCCCAAACCAACCACAUAUUUUGCAAAAGCAAGUUCAAUGAUACUCGUUCUUCUUUGAAAAGACUACUUGAUUGUUCACUUUGCCUACUGGGACAUGAGUUUACUUGGAAACAGAUUAUCUGAUUUUCAUGAAAUCAGAUCAUUUAAGAUUUUCUUGAUAUUAGAACCAGAAGUUCAUGAAAGAUGAAUGGCAAUUUAAUACUGAUAUAUUUUACCUGUCAUAAUUUUAUCUGAUAUCUCCUAUUUGCAAAAGUGCUGAGUUCACUCUAUCCCAGUGUAAUUAUCAUACAGAAAAUGUGAAGUUAAAGUAGAAGUACUUGUUUAAUGGAAAGAAUCAUUUCAAUAUGGUACUUACCACUAGAAAACUUCAAAAUAUGUGGCAUUCAUUUUGAACAUCUCUAUAACAUUCCAUACAAAAGAUUUUUUUAGUUUUUUAUAAAUUUUUUGACAUUUAAGUUACAUUUAGCUUAUCUUUCAAUACUUUAUACUUUGUGUUCUAAAUCUUUCUGUCAUUUAUGUUGUAAUUUAUAUACAUGGUAUGAUUUGCGUCCAUAGUGUUCAUGAAUUAUACAAUUUUUGUCUAAAAAAAGGUCAUCUGGAAUGACUGUACAGAACUUAUUUUGCAAGUUUGAGAGUAUGGGGUCAUCUUGUGUCAUUAAGGAGGGAGUGUGUGAGAUGUCAUCUUGUUGUGUCAUUAAGGAAAGACUGUGUGAGAUGUCAUCUUGUGUCAUUAAGGAGGGAGUGUGUGAGAUGUCAUCUUGUUGUGUCAUUAAGGAAAGACUGUGUGAGAUGUCAUCUUGUGUCAUUAAGGAGGGAGUGUGUGAGAUGUCAUCUUGUUGUGUCAUUAAGGAGGGAGUGUGUGAGAUGUCAUCUUGUGUCAUUAAGGAGGGACUGUGUGAGAUGUCAUCUUGUUGUGUCAUUAAGGAGGGACUGUGUGAGAUGUCAUCUUGUGUCAUUAAGGAGGGAGUGUGUGAGAUGUCAUCUUGUUGUGUCAUUGAGGAGGGACUGUGUGAGAUGUUGGUACCUUUUACUAAGCGUGAUUUGAAGGGUUUGACAUAAAUACAGGGUAAGGUAGACUUGUAAUACACAUUUUUGAACAAGUUUAAGGAGAUGUAGUUCCAAUCAAAAUUCUCAUAAAUGAGAAUGAUAGAGUGUAUGUAAUAAUGUAAUAAAACUGUGGUGUUAAAUACUUAGAAUUUUGCCAUUUGUAGGAAAAAUUGCAAUUAGUGUAAAAUCAUGUAGAAAAAAAUUAAAAACCCUGUGGUACUUGAAAGCACAAUCUACAAAUUGUGACUGUGACAUGUACUUACGGAGGAAAGAAUAUCACCAUCAUAAGACAUUGAGUAUAUUGCAAUAUGUAAACUUUCCAAACUGAAUUUUGUGUAAAAAAAAAUCUGAAAUACCGGUAAUGUGUGACCACCCAUUUUCCGGUUCUGGUCAUGCCUGGAUUAGACAAGUUUCAUGAUAUCCAACAGCAUAUUUAGACAUAAUAAAGCAACUACAAAAAACUUUCGAUGAUUGAAACUUUUUUUGUUAUACAAAUAGCGUUAUUUGAUGAUGCCUGUGUAUUUCAUGCAAAUAUGAGAUUGAGUAGACAAUUUGUAAUGCUUGUACAUAUCUAUAUAUAUACAUUAUGAAAGUUAAGAUAUUUUGUCAAGAAUGUAUUUGUUUUAGAGAUAUAAUCAUAUGUACAGAUUUGUAUAGAUAUAUACAGAUGAAUAUUGCAAUUGCUCCUUUUCAGUGAUUGAGAUAUUUUGGAGAAAUGUAAAUAUAUCAAGUUUUAACUCAGCCUGCCAAUGCAGUACAUGAAUUUUUAACUCAUUAAAUGCCCUUUGUCUAUAUAUGUACGUGUAUAAAUAUAUUGCAAUUUUUUUGGGUGAUAACUUUAAAAAAUGAUUGAUUUUAUUUGAAGGAAAAUUAUUAGUAUUCAGAAUUUUAUUAAAGAUACUCUGUUAACAUUGA